This is a messenger RNA of Asterias rubens (European starfish), 1464 nucleotides long. Its product is annotated as zinc finger protein 593-like. The coding region runs from base 79 to 501 and encodes 140 amino acids. The record is from RefSeq and is a predicted model, not a curated record. NCBI's taxonomy places the organism in Eukaryota, Metazoa, Echinodermata, Asteroidea, Forcipulatida, Asteriidae. Gene Ontology annotation, molecular function: zinc ion binding; nucleic acid binding. The transcript has 3 exons.
AUCGUAGUGUGUUUUUGUCAACUUCGGCUAAUGAUUUUGUCCUUUUAAACAUCAUUUGUAUACACAUAUCCGGCAAUAAUGACACGUAUUGCGAGGAAGCGGCACCACAAGGGUUAUACCCACAUCCAGAAAAAGUACAGAACGCGACGGAAAACGAAGGAUUUGGACCAGAUUGACAAAGACCUACAACCGGCAGAAUCGCAGAAAUUAUUGAAUCAAGACGUCGACCACGAUAAACCGGGAUCUGCCCAACAUUACUGCCUUCAUUGCGCGAGAUAUUUCAUCGACUUGAAAGCACUCAAGGAUCAUUUCAGAUCAAAGCUACACAAAAGAAGAAUGAAAGCUCUUGAAGUUGAACCAUACACACAGAAAGAGGCUGAUGCAGCGGGAGGCUUGGGAACGUAUCACCCUCCAAAACGAAGAAAAAUCACCACCCAGGAGAUAGUGGAAGAUGCCAAAAUGGAUCAGUCAGAAGUAUCGGAAGUCAAGCAGGACAAGUAGAUAGGGACAUUCUAUUCUGGGAUGAGGGGUGAAGCUUGACAGGUCAUGGAAGGUCAUCAGCAAGAAAGAAGGGAAAGGGAAAAUGAGCAGUCAAAUAUUCUUGUAAGUCUUCCUUACACACAAUAACAAACUGAGAUCACAUCAAGGACAUAUAGUUGAAAAAAGAUUGUAUGUAUUAUAUCAGCUUCAAGCGAUCCUGUGGUAUCAUGGCACUUUAUGUGCUUUCACUUUCAAAAAUAAAUGUGAAUUUUCCAACAAUUUUUGGCUGACCAAUCUUUAAAAAUAGACUAGUUCCCAACCGGAGAAUUCCCAGCUGUCUAUAAAUUGCUCGGUUUUGUCGAAAGUAUGAUCAAGGAACCAGACUACUAGAACAGCAUGUUCUUCUCUCUGCGGUAUUUUUUACCGGCACACUUUAAAAUAGUGACCCAACUCCAUUUGUUUGUAAAUAACAGCAAAAGCAAGCCAUGUAUAUACUACCUUUCAUAUACUUGAUUGAUUUAGUCAAAUAAAAUCACACGUAACCCAUAUUGAUGUUCAUUGAGAGGACUGAGCUAGUCUAGGCUAUUAUCAAUCCCUGAGGUACAAACCAAAUACACUGGGAGCUGUCACUGGGAAAUCACUAUAAUGUCGGUUAUUUUAAUUAUUUACACUUCACUGAGCCAAUUAAAUCUCACGAUGGCCAUUGUCUGAAAAGUUUAUAGCCUAUAAGCGCCAUCUUAAAAAUAAACUGAAAUGCGUCUUGGAACCGAGUACAGCAAAAACACAAACAUCAAGCUGUCAAGAUGGACGCCAUUGUUUCAAAAUCAGCGCGCCAUGACGGUUGCCGGUUUUGCGUGGACUCGGGUUUCAUGCAUAUGGGCUAUUGGCUGAUGAGAAAAAGAGUUGAUAUAAAUUUGCUGCUUGAUCACAAGAUCUUCAGACACUAAAUUAGAAAUAAAAUUAUAUAAAAUAUCUCUUUCUGAA